This is a messenger RNA of Exophiala aquamarina CBS 119918, 2028 nucleotides long. RefSeq lists its product as uncharacterized. Lineage: Eukaryota; Fungi; Ascomycota; Eurotiomycetes; Chaetothyriales; Herpotrichiellaceae. The record is from RefSeq and is a predicted model, not a curated record. The coding region runs from base 1 to 2028 and encodes 675 amino acids. Gene Ontology annotation, biological process: carbohydrate metabolic process. The transcript has a single exon.
AUGGCUGACGGUCUUCCUGGUCACGCCCAUGAGUUCUAUCGUUUGAUCAAGGACGCCCCUUGGCUGGGAGGCGAUCAGGAAUAUUCUUGUAAGGGAAAUUCUGUUGAACCCGCCCUGGUCAGAAUUGCUGAACACUUUCCUGCAGGGCUGAAUGAGGCGUGGCCGUACUCUUACAACGCUCUUGUGCCCUUGGCGUACCUCUCGGACGAUACAAGACUGAAAAGGCAUAUUAUUCGUGUUACUAACUGGGUUAUUGACCGCCAACAUCAAGACGGAUGGCUCGGGCCCGAGGAUAACCUGUCGCGUCGAAAUUUCUGGGGCAGGUAUCCGCUCUUUCUGGGAUUGAUGCAGCUGGUCGAGGCAGAGCCUGAGCUGGGAAAGGAAAAGAUCCUCCCCGCCAUGCAUAAAUUUGUGAAUCUCAUGCACGAAAUGCUUUCUACUGACUAUCAAGGGUAUGUCUGGAGACCUGGCGAUGAGUUCGACGAGCAGUGGGGCAGAUCGCGUGCUGCCGAUAUGGUUCUAGCCUUGCAGUGGCUUUACGAGAACCAUCCGGGUGGGAACGAGAAGAAGAUUCAUCAUUGCAUGGUGCAUAUGUAUGAAAUGUCAUAUGAUUGGAGUUAUUGGUUCGAUGAACGGAAUUUCCUGAAGGAUGACCUGGAUCGGUUCCCCGUGGAGCUUACGGACAGUCUGUUUCCGUAUGUUCACGGUGUCAAUGCUGGCCAAGGUCUCAAAUGGGGCGGUGCGAUGCGCAGACUUGUCCACGAUGAUCGCUUGCUCAACGUGACCAGGAAUGGGGUUAACUGGACAUUUCAGUACCAUGGAACGCCGUCAGGCGCAAUAGUGGGUGAUGAGCGAGAGGCAGGCUUGAGUCCAGCUCGGGGCACCGAGCUUUGCAGCGUGGUAGAAUCAAUGUUCUCCUUGAACUACCUGUAUCAGGCUAUGGGAGAUCGUGAUUUUGCAGACAAGGUUGAGCUGGCAGCUUACAACGCCUUGCCAGUCAUGUUCAUGCCGCACUGGUGGGCUCAUCAGUAUAUCGCGCAAACAAAUCAGCCUAUCAGUCAUCGACUGGAUCGAAGCCCAUUUUGGAACGUGGGACCUUACGGCCAAACGUUUGGGACCGAACCAAACUUCCCCUGUUGCACCGUCAACAUGCAAGGAUACUCGAAAUUUGUUCCUGCCAUGUUUGUCAGAUAUGGCGAAGAAGGAAUUGCCCAUGCUGUGCUCGGCCCCGCCAACUUGAGGACGGCGCUGUGGAACAGAAACCAGAUCAACAUUCGGUGCGACACAAACUAUCCCUUUUCCAACCACCUACGCUACGACAUCAAGGCGAGAUACACUUUCCGAUUUUCGAUCAGGGUGCCAUCAUGGGCAGUGCUUGAAGACAGUGGCAUCUGGAUCGACUCGGGCGAACGCCAUGACCUCAAACCGGACAACGCUACUGGGAUGCACGCGAUGAUUAUUGCCUCGGGAAGGACCAUAAUUGAGGUCAAGUUUGGAGCGAAGGUCCGCAUCGAGCCGAGGGCAAAUAACACCGUGUCGAUAUAUCAUGGUGCACUCCUGUAUGCGCUGCCUAUUGCUGGAGAAUAUUCCCAUACAAGACCAGGACGAUAUCCUGGCACAGACGCACCGCCAGAAGCAAGAGAUUGGCAGAUCUUACCGCGGACACCCUGGAAUCUGGCGAUUGAUACUUCGACUUUACAAUUCUUCGAAUAUCCAAAUCGAGAGGAUGAGUACCUGCCCAAUCCGAUUUGGAACGAGGAUGCCACGCCAGUCAGCAUCUCAGCUCUGGCUUGUGAGAUUAACUGGAAGUUGACUGGUGGUUAUGCACCUAAUCCACCACUAGUAGGGCAUCGAAACUGUACCGGUCGAGCGUUUCCAGUUGAGCUCCGACCGUACGGAAGUGCCAAACUCCAUAUGGCCGAGCUGCCAACGGUAGACUUAAGUCCUGGUAGCCCUGAUCUAUGGCGACCGGGAAAGGAUCAGGCUGAUGGUUCAGCUUCCGGCUCAGAACGUCAGCUGGAACUGUAG